GAAUGCGCGUGCAAUAAUCAGAAUAGGACGCGCGUCCUUGCUAGUCCAUUCAGCGGUCGGCGGUGACCAGUCCUGCCUAGCGCACUGCGCAUGCUCAGCCUUUACAGCCACAGAAGGCAGUGCGCGCCGCUGAGUGAGAAUCAUAGUUACAUAGACAAGCGUUCGGUGGUAAGUGCGCGCGCAGGGGCGGGAGUAGGAGUCACGGGAGGAGGGGGCGCUUGAGAACGGGUACAGGCUGCGGGGCCGAAUCGCCAACACGGACUCAAACCGGAGGCGUCGAGAGUCCAUGGAGAGACGCGUCUUCCCCGACUCACUCAUCUCUACUGCCGCUGCUAGCCUUCUCUAACCCCGGGCCGGCUCUCCUCCUGUUCCGGGCGUUGCACGGCGGCUGUGAGCUUGGCUGGUUUGUCCCUGUGUGAGGCGGGUGUCGAGGUGACUGCAGCUGCCGGGGAGGGAGGAGUAGCCGCCGCCUCUAUGAUGAAGUUCAAGCCGAACCAGACUCGGACUUAUGACCGGGAAGGAUUCAAGAAACGAGCGGCCUGCCUGUGCUUCAGGAACGAGCGGGAGGAUGAGAUUCUUUUAGUGAGCAGCAGUCGGUAUCCAGAUCAGUGGAUUGUGCCAGGAGGAGGAAUGGAGCCCGAGGAAGAGCCAGGAGGUGCAGCAGUGCGGGAGGUGUAUGAAGAGGCCGGUGUAAAGGGGAAGUUAGGAAGACUCCUGGGAAUAUUUGAGCAGAACCAAGAUAGAAAGCAUAGGACUUAUGUUUAUGUUCUCACAGUGACUGAAGUGUUGGAAGACUGGGAAGAUUCUGUGAACAUUGGCAGGAAGAGAGAGUGGUUCAAAGUUGAAGAUGCACUUAAGGUCCUGCAGUGCCACAAGCCAGUACAUGCAGAAUACUUGGAGAAACUGAAAGUGGGGUGUUCUCCAACCAAUGGAAAUUCCGUGGUUCCCCCUUUAUCAGACAACACCUCUCUGUAUGUUACUUCUGCACAGACUUCUGGGCUGCCAUCUACUGUGAGAUAAACUGUGCUAUGGGAUGACCUCUUGCUCAUGCUCAUUCAGGAGAAUGGCCUUUGUGAUUCUCAAGCAGACAUCUUUAUGAUUAGACCUGGAUUCCCAUGCAAAAUGUACUAAAAUCAUUUGUUUUUUCCCCAA
Messenger RNA from Spea bombifrons (plains spadefoot toad), 1152 nucleotides. It is a transcript of the gene NUDT4, whose product is annotated as nudix hydrolase 4. The record is from RefSeq and is a predicted model, not a curated record. The transcript is spliced from 5 exons. Gene Ontology annotation, cellular component: nucleus; cytoplasm. The coding region runs from base 475 to 1020 and encodes 181 amino acids. Gene Ontology annotation, biological process: adenosine 5'-(hexahydrogen pentaphosphate) catabolic process; diphosphoinositol polyphosphate metabolic process; diadenosine pentaphosphate catabolic process. Lineage: Eukaryota; Metazoa; Chordata; Amphibia; Anura; Pelobatidae. Gene Ontology annotation, molecular function: bis(5'-adenosyl)-hexaphosphatase activity; diphosphoinositol-polyphosphate diphosphatase activity; bis(5'-adenosyl)-pentaphosphatase activity.